AGACAUAUUGUAAAUGGAAUAAAUAACGGCCUGGUGCCAAAUGUGAAAGACAUUAAAGUACAAAACCUGGCAACUUGAAAAACUGAAAGUGGAGAGAGUGAAGAUUGACUCUGGUCGGGGUGUCUCAGCUUCUAGGCCUAGAUGUUUGGUGUCUAGCCAACAGACACAGCUCAAUGACUCUAUCCGUUGGCCGAUGGGGGUGGAAAAAGAAAUUAUAAGUCCUGGAGACGGUGCUACUUAUCCAAAGACAGGUCAAACGGUUGUGAUACACUAUACAGCAUCUUUAGUUGAUGGGCAGAAAAUUGAUUCAUCUCGUGAUAGAGGAAACCCUUUUAAAUUUCGCAUAGGUAAAGGAGAAGUUAUAAAAGGGUGGGAUGAAGGUGUGUCCAAGAUGAGUCUGGGUGAGAGGGCCAGGCUAGUCUGCUCCCCAGAUUUGGCCUAUGGUUCUAGGGGCUAUCCUGGUGUUAUUCCAAAAAAUGCAACCCUGAUUUUUGACAUGGAGCUCUUGAAGAUGGAGUGAGAAGGCCCUGCCUGAUGUCUACACCAAAGAUUGUCACAUAUUUAUUUGAGCCACAUCUAGCCACGUGUUGUCAGAGCUAGCUCAGGUUGCUUCAAGUGGACUUGCUCAUUCAUAGCUAGCACACAAUUGUUCACCCCACGGAUGUUUUCAGUACAACUUUGAAUUGGAUAUUGUGUCAUUUGUGCUAGCAUCUCAUUGGAAUGUUUCAAGUUUCAAAUAUCAGAUGUAUAUCUCACCUGCAUUCUUACUUAUUUUCAGUUUGAUUGUUUCUAUAAUGGAUGUAAAGCUAGUGUCAGAUGCAAUGACAAUGUAAAUAACCUGUCCUAUAGAACGGGGGGGGGGGGGGGGGGCUUUAUUCUAUCCUGUUAUACUGACUGUGUGUUUUUAUAGACUGAUGAGCUCAUUGGUUGGGUCAUAAUGUUGUCAGGUGACUGGGGACUGAUGAGCUCAUUGGUUGGGUCAUAAUGUUGUCAGGUGACUAGACUGAUGAGCUCAUUGGUUGGGUCAUAAUGUUGUCAGGUGACUGUAGACUGAUGAGCUGAUUGGUUGGGUCAUAAUGUUGUCAGGUGACUGUAGACUGAUGAGCUCAUUGGUUGGGUCAUAAUGUUGUCAGGUGACUGUAGACUGAUGAGCUCAUUGGUUGGGUCAUAAUGUUGUCAGGUGACUGAUGAGCUCAUUGGUUGGGUCAUAAUGUUGUCAGGUGACUGGGGACUGAUGAGCUCAUUGGUUGGGUCAUAAUGUUGUCAGGUGACUGUAGACUGAUGAGCUCAUUGGUUGGGUCAUAAUGUUGUCAGGUGACUGGGGACUGAUGAGCUCAUUGGUUGGGUCAUAAUGUUGUCAGGUGACUGAUGAGCUGAUUGGUUGGGUCAUAAUGUUGUCAGGUGACUGGGCUCAGGCAACCUUGAAACUUGUAAGCAGAUAAUUGUCAAGUGAAUUCAUUGCUGAUGACCAGCCUUAGUUGAUGAGUCAGUGAAUGCAACAGUGGACCCCCCUCAUUAUGUGAUAGUCUUUUUUACACUUGUGUCCUCCACCAUAGAUGACAUCUAGGUGGAGCAGAACCCUGCUGCCCUGUUCCACCAUAGAUGACAUCUCAGUGGAGCAGAACCCUGCUGCCCUGUUCCACCAUAGAUGACAUCUAGGUGGAGCAGAACCCUGCUGCCCUGUUCCACCAUAGAUGACAUCUAGGUGGAGCAGAACCCUGCUGCCCUGUUCCACCAUAGAUGACAUCUAGGUGGAGCAGAACCCUGCUGCCCUGCUCCACCAUAGAUGACAUCUCAGUGGAGCAGAACCCUGCUGCCCUGUUCCACCAUAGAUGACAUCUAGGUGGAGCAGAACCCUGCUGCCCUGUUCCACCAUAGAUGACAUCUCAGUGGAGCAGAACCCUGCUGCCCUGUUCCACCAUAGAUGACAUCUAGGUGGAGCAGAACCCUGCUGCCCUGUUCCACCAUAGAUGACAUCUAGGUGGAGCAGAACCCUGCUGCCCUGUUCCACCAUAGAUGACAUCUCAGUGGAGCAGAACCCUGCUGCCCUGUUCCACCAUAGAUGACAUCUCAGUGGAGCAGAACCCUGCUGCCCUGUUCCACCAUAGAUGACAUCUCAGUGGAGCAGAACCCUGCUGCCCUGUUCCACCAUAGAUGACAUCUCAGUGGAGCAGAACCCUGCUGCCCUGUUCCACCAUAGAUGACAUCUCAGUGGAGCAGAACCCUGCUGCCCUGUUCCACCAUAGAUGACAUCUAGGUGGAGCAGAACCCUGCUGCCCUGUUCCACCAUAGAUGACAUCUCAGUGGAGCAGAACCCUGCUGCCCUGUUCCACCAUAGAUGACAUCUCAGUGGAGCAGAACCCUGCUGCCCUGUUCCACCAUAGAUGACAUCUCAGUGGAGCAGAACCCUGCUGCCCUGUUCCACCAUAGAUGACAUCUCAGUGGAGCAGAACCCUGCUGCCCUGUUCCACCAUAGAUGACAUCUAGGUGGAGCAGAACCCUGCUGCCCUGUUCCACCAUAGAUGACAUCUAGGUGGAGCAGAACCCUGCUGCCCUGUUCCACCAUAGAUGACAUCUAGGUGGAGAACCCAGUGGUUGUACUGCUUUGUUAUUUGACCAGAGUUUGAGUAUGACACCAAGGAAGAAAUGUAGUUGUUGAUUGUUUUCAUGUGAUCUGACCAUAGAGUUGAACAGAGAAUGUAUUUAUUGCUAUAGACUGCUUCUAUGUAGUUGUAGUUUUUAAGUGGUUCAAAUCAAGGUGUGUGUGUCUGCUUGACUGCUGUAUAUUGAGUCAGGUGUGUCUGCUUGACUGCUGUAGUUUUAAGUGGUUUAAGGUAUGAGUGCGUCUAAUUGCUUGAUUUUAAUAUCUCUACAAUACAUGGCUAUGAGAAUCUGGCAUGACCAUGAAAACUGAAUGACCUUGACACCAUGUUGUUACUGCAAGCAUGUUUCAGAUGGGAUUUUUUUUUUCUAUGUUUAUGCUUGAUAACUACGCUACCCUUGUCAAAGUAAAUUGUUUAUGCAACCAUAAAGUUUUGGUUUUCAAAUCUUUCCUCAA
Molecule: messenger RNA, 3058 nt
Organism: Physella acuta
Lineage: Eukaryota; Metazoa; Mollusca; Gastropoda; Physidae
Product: peptidyl-prolyl cis-trans isomerase Fkbp12
Biological process (GO): protein peptidyl-prolyl isomerization
Cellular component (GO): cytoplasm; sarcoplasmic reticulum membrane
Molecular function (GO): peptidyl-prolyl cis-trans isomerase activity
Source: RefSeq, a predicted model, not a curated record